Molecule: messenger RNA, 4239 nt
Organism: Coregonus clupeaformis (lake whitefish)
Lineage: Eukaryota; Metazoa; Chordata; Actinopteri; Salmoniformes; Salmonidae
Product: Krueppel-like factor 15
Exons: 3
Coding region: 110-1381 (423 amino acids)
Biological process (GO): regulation of transcription by RNA polymerase II
Molecular function (GO): DNA-binding transcription factor activity, RNA polymerase II-specific; RNA polymerase II cis-regulatory region sequence-specific DNA binding
Source: RefSeq, a predicted model, not a curated record
AAGAAUGCCAACAUGGAACAGUGGCAAGGACGGGAUCCCUUUCUGCAAAAAUAAGACGACGGUGAAAACCUUCGAGAACCGUGCAUUUCGAAAGGUUUUAAUAUAGUUCAUGAUUAUCGACGGUGUAGUGAGAAGCGUGGUUCUCCUGUGUAUCUGGACUGUAUCAAUGGUGUCGUUAAGCAGCAGAGCGCUGGUCUCUGAUAAUGACCUCUUUAGGGACAGCGUUAGCCUGGUCUCCCUGGGGCUUGUGGAGGGAGAGGGCAGUGAGGGGGGGAGCGAGGGGGGUAGCUUUGCUUCGUGUUACAGCCCCGAGGCUGGGGACAUGGGGGCUGGACUCAGCUUCAGCCCUGGAGAGGAGGAGGAUGACGGAGAGGAAGGGGGCCUGCUCCGACUCUAUCUGACCCCCACAGAGGGUCUGCUUGACUUCAGCCCCCGCCUGCCCUCACCCUUCUCUCCCACCCUGGAGGACAUCGAGGAGUUCCUCAGGGAGAAGAUGGAGCUGGUGAGAGAGGGGGUUCUCUUCCCUGGUGAACCCAUAGAGGAGCCCGCUCCCUCCCCUUCCAGCUCCAUGAAACAACCCUUCUCCUCCCCAGGGGGACACAGUGACCCAGGCACCAGCGCUGCCCUGUCACCCCCCACCCCACAAAUCCCCAACACCCCUCACACCCCCAGCCCAGCAGCCCUGUUCCCCUCCCCACCCCCCACCACCCCCCCAGUGCUCCUGGGAGCACCCCUGGUUCUCCAGGUCCAGUCCUUGCCUCUGGCCCAGCCUCACCCCCAGACAGGCUCUCCUCCUGGUGCAUCCAGCGGGCUGAGAUUGGCCCACCUGGUCCUGGGACUCCACGGAGGGCAGAACGUUACCCUGCUGGCCCCACAGGUGCCCUCCGCCUCAGCCACCCUUCUCAACAUAGCCAGCACGGACGCUCCAGACCAGAAGUAUGUGAAGAUUGCCCCUCUACCAAUCACUGUGAGGGUUACCGGGGGGCUUGUUGGGGCAACAGUGGUUGUGGGUCACAGUGGAGGGGCCGUGGUGAAAGCUGUGGCCCCCCCUAGGGUGAACAGACCCCCUCCUAAAGAGACGCUGAGGGUGCACAAGUGUUCUCACCCGGGCUGUGAGAAGAUGUACACCAAGAGCAGCCAUCUGAAGGCCCACUUCCGCAGACACACCGGAGAAAAGCCCUACACCUGCAGCUGGCCUGACUGUGUCUGGAGGUUCUCUCGUUCUGAUGAGCUGUCUCGUCACCGGCGCUCCCACUCCGGGGUCAAACCCUACGAGUGCUCUCUGUGUGAGAAGAAGUUUGCCCGCAGUGACCACCUCUCCAAACACACCAAGGUGCACCGCAGCCCCCGGCCUGGCAGAAUCGUCAGAACUACCGUCUGACCCAGCCAGCAUGUCGACACAGCAAACCCAGCUCAGUCCAGUCGUGAUCCUGAUGCCACCCUCCUCACCCUUAACCCCGUUGCAGCGCUUGACCUGGAUGGCAGAAUUAUAAGAACUUGCCUCUAGAAUUCAGAGCAGCCUGGUCCCCCACCUACACCCUGGCUGUGCCUGCCCAACCCAGGCCAGUCCAAUCUCAACCCGACCACAGGCUGACAGAAUAAUCAGACUCAUCCACCCAGCCCUUCCCCGGGGAGGCCCUGUUAGGGAGUCUGAGUCCUCAUCAGGACACUGGUGCUACAGGAGCAGACCUGGACCAAAACCUAAGAGUAGGGUUCUGAAUCUGAUUCAGACCCUGCCGGCCUCUCCUCACCCUCUCCUCUACUCCCUCCUGCAGCAGAGCAGAUGAGGUAUUGGUGCUAGACAGUGAACUAAUGGGUAACGGCCAUCUCAGGGAUGUGAUUGUUCAGCUUAAAGUGGAUUUCAGGCCUUUAGGUUAAAUCACAUCCCCCUGCCACACACACACACACACACACCUCGUUACCCUGAGCAGAUGACAAACGUGACAGGCAGCUGUGCACGGUCUAACUCUCAGAAGAUAAUGUUUUAUAUGUCAUUGGAUUGUGUUUAAAACACUACACUGUCACACAUUCUAUUCUACAUAUUCUAUUGCUCUGUGAAUCUGCUUCAGGAGUUACACCCUCAAGACAGUUUUAGAGGUCAAUGCACUGACCCAGCUCAUUCUAGCCCAUAAUCUGUGCUAUUAGCCCAGUUGAAACUUGAAAGUACUGUGUUGAUAUGUGAGCUGCCAGAUUCUCUCAGAGAACAGGUUUGAGUCUAAAUCUCUUACAUAUCCCCUCCUGCUCCCCUCGGUGCCAAACCUCUGGCCCAACCACAUCCCUCCCUGACCAUAACGGCCAAUCCAGUACUGUUACCACCGCUUCCCUGACCUCGUGCCUCCUCCCACUCCCUAAAAGACCUCAGGGCUGCAGACUAGUGUCUGCUGGUUUUCACCAUGGUGCUUUACUGGUCCAUUAUGUAAUAACUGAUUAGUUAAGAGUCCACUCACACCAACCUGGUUUCCCAGGUUUGCGUCAGAUGCUGAUUUGAAGGGCGAGUGACUGAGUGAAAACCAGCAGACACCGCGGCCCACCUGGUCCAUGCUCUUAAACAACUGAGAUUAGGUUUUUUUGUUGCCAAGCAAGAAGUCCUCUUGACUUUUCAAUCACCUUUUUGUGUGAACUGCUCACACAUUGUCUGGUGUAGAACCUAUAAGCUCUUUUACUUUCUUUCUAUGUCUUUGAAAUCAAUGUUAAACUGACAAAAGAGACUCGGCGAAAGCUACCUGUGUGUGUAUACUGUAUGUUUUAUACAUUGGCUUUACAAUGCAAAGCAACCCGAUGUGAAGAACUGCUUAGUCAUUUACAGUAGUGAAGGUUAGUAGGUUAGCAAGCAAAGCUAAUCAUUUAUAGUGUACAGUACUGUACCUGAAAAGGGCAGCUGAUCUUUGUCCAAUCUGUAUCUGUCAAAUAUCUCAUUUACAUGUACAGAACAUAUAGAAGCUCCUAUCCAGAGAAACCCUUAGUCAGUACAUUAAGCUAUCCAGUGGUGUCUGUGCUUGGUGAAACUGUGGAAUGUUAUUGAGGGGUCAUCAGAUCAGCCAGACAGGAGUUAAUUAUGAGACCCACUCUUCCAUUAAUUAGUUAACCCAUCACACCCCAUCAAGAUUAGCCCUCUGUUCUCAAGUGCACUUAUGUUAGCAGGUCUAGCAGGAGAGGGUUAAGCAUGGAGAACAGUUAUAGGUAGCCCAAAGGCUAAGGAAUUGGACCUGUAACUGAAAGGUGGCUGGUUCAAAUCCUGGGGCAUUGCACUGGAAAGAUAAGGGGGAAUUGAUCUGGCAACUGGAGGGCUGCUGGAUUCACAUCCUAAAGACGUUCCUCUACUGUUGGGCCCUUGAGCAAGGCCCUUAACCCCACAACAUGCUCUCCAUCCAGGGGCCCUGCACUGCAGCUUGAACCUGUGCUUGUCUCAACUGUGUGUGAUAUGUGCUGAGAAAGGAGCAGAAGACACAUUUCCGUUGUUCGCUGUAAGACAUGGACAAUAAAGAUAUUUUCUAAAUGCUAUGCCAAGGACUGGAGGGCUCUGCUAUGAGUAUAUAAGCUGUAGCUCUGGAUUUGAGUGUACAAGGUGCUUUUUCAACAGGCUACUGCACUUAGGAAACCAUAUAGAGAAAACAAUGGACUUUUCAGGCUAGCAGUCUUGGCCCAUAUCCCUUGAGAGAAACCAGAGUGGGUACAUGUGCUUAAUACCCACUUAUAUUGUACUCAAAUGUGCAAUCCAUCACUCACAUUUGCCACCCAUCACAGUGAUUCAGAACCUAUGACGAGCCAAACCUUUGUUUAAAACACAUUUUCUUGCUUCUUGUUAAAUUUGAAUGGGUAAACUCAGAAUGGACCACCGCACUUCAUCAGUAUCACUGGCAAUCAUCAUCAUUAAAUGGUCUCUUGCCAUUACAGAAACAGUUUGUUGUUCUUUAAGAUUGUUUGUGUAUUGCUUUCUUUGAACAUGACUAAUUUGAUUAGAUCGUGACCACACAAACCCACCUAGACAGACGUCUGACCCAGCUGUGUGUCCAUGGCUGGUCUAGUCCCUCUGAAUCAGUCCUAUUGUAAAUAUUCCCUUUUCUGCCUUACCUUCAACCAUAGGUCGCUCUCUCCCAGUAACUCUAUCAUCCAGUGUACACACACAAACACACACAACUACUGUAAUAAUUCAGUUCUGCUGAAAUACAGGUUACUUUUUUUUGGAAUACCAGAAAUGCUAUUUUCCUAUGUAUGAGAAUAAAGGAUAAGAAAAUUGAA